GCACUGGGGAUGUAAUAAAAUAGUCAGGGUUUCCACCUUCUGAAACUGUCAAAAGGGGAGACGAACAAGAGUCAAAUAAACAAGACAGAAAAUAAUAUGCAGUACAACUAGAAGAUCUCGGUUGUGGGAGCUCAGGUGAAACACUUAACCUGGACUUUGGCAUUACUAGGCUUCAUGAAGGGUUGACAUCUGAGUACUCAAAGAAGAGUACUAGUUAUCGAGCCUAGAGAGAAUAAAUGUGCAGGGCAAUGGUCGGAGGUGAGAUUCUAUAAGUCCACCUGGCUAGAUCACAGAGGGGCAUAUGUGCGGCAGGAGCUUCUCAUGGUUGACACUCGCUCUUGAGAGCAACCGAGAGAGAGAGAUUGGAUCCAGAAGGGACUAGGGCUCUUGGAGCGCCGCCUCUUGGAAAACAGGCCCGUUUGGUGCCUUGUGAUCAGGGCCCUGAGGCGUUAUUAGCUGGAGACUUCGAGUCCCUCAGGGAGUAGGCACAACGUCCCCACAGCGGCUCCUGGCGUUUCUGAACAACUAUCUUACCUGGAAGGCUCCAGACAACCUGCCCCGUCCCGGGCGCGCACUAAUGGGCUCGGAUGUGCGGCCGCCCCGGAAGUGACGCGCUGCCCCGUUGGCCGUGCGGAAGCGGAGAUGGCGGAGCUGUACGUGAAGCCGGGCAACAAGGAGCGCGGCUGGAACGACCCACCGCAGUUCUCCUACGGGCUGCAGACCCAGGCUGGCGGUCCCAAGCGCACACCGCUCACCAAGAGGGUCGCCGCCCCCCAAGAUGGAUCCCCUAGAGUUCCUAUCUCAGAGACUUCUCCUGGGGCCUCCCCAAUGGGGCCUCCACCUCUUUCAAGUAAGGCUUCCAGGCCCCCACCUGUGGGGAGUUGUCCUGCCUCCACUGUGGAGCCCACAAAUUUCCCAGUCAUUGAGUGUGAGACUCUACUAGAAGAUGUGCUGAAACCUUUGGAACAGGCAUUGGAGGACUGCCGUGGCCACACAAAGAAGCAGGUAUGUGAUGACAUCAGCCGACGCCUGGCUCUGCUGCAGGAACAGUGGGCUGGAGGGAAGCUGUCAACGCCUGUAAAGAAGAGGAUGGCUCUGCUGGUGCAAGAGCUUUCCAGCCACCAGUGGGAUGCAGCAGAUGACAUCCACCGCUCACUCAUGGUUGACCAUGUGACUGAGGUCAGUCAGUGGAUGGUGGGAGUUAAAAGAUUAAUUGCGGAAAAGAGGAGCCUGUCUUCAGAGGAGGCCAAGGAAGAGAAAUCUACAGCCACAGCUGAGGAGCACCAGACUGUCCCAGGCGUCCAACGGGCUCCAUAAUCCUGUGGGUUCCCCAGACUCACCUCACACCAUUUCCUAUGCCUUCUCUCUUAGGCCUGGGAGGGCUUCUCUCAUUUGGCUCCCUUUUACCACUUGGGAAACUGUCUGCCCCUUUGGGGUCCUUGGCUUGACCCACCUCUGGAGGAAGAGGUCCCACCUGGGUCGUAGGGAGUUCACUUGUUACCCAUAACAUAUGCAUUUUAAUAAAAACAUCUCCAUAGUGGGCCCUGGGUAGGAGAAUUGAGCCCUUCAUAUGCCAAACUGGU
Ceratotherium simum simum (southern white rhinoceros) is the source of this 1583-nucleotide messenger RNA. RefSeq names its product steroid receptor RNA activator 1 (gene SRA1). Gene Ontology annotation, biological process: regulation of transcription by RNA polymerase II. The record is from RefSeq and is a predicted model, not a curated record. Gene Ontology annotation, cellular component: nucleus. Lineage: Eukaryota; Metazoa; Chordata; Mammalia; Perissodactyla; Rhinocerotidae.